Messenger RNA from Ambispora gerdemannii, 501 nucleotides. The record is from the annotation of a GenBank genome assembly. NCBI's taxonomy places the organism in Eukaryota, Fungi, Glomeromycota, Glomeromycetes, Archaeosporales, Ambisporaceae.
AUGACCCUCAAAAUUGGCCUAGUUGGUUUGCCGAAUGUUGGCAAAUCCUCCUUAUUUCAUUACUUAACUAAAAAAGAUAUUUUGAUUGCUAAUUAUCCGUUUGCCACUAUUGACCCUAAUGUUGGGGUAAUGCCUUUGAUUGACCCUCGCUUGGAAGAUGCUAUUGAAAUCGUCGAUAUUGCUGGUUUAGUCAAAGGCGCUUCGCAAAAUUUAGGGUUGGGGAAUGAAUUUUUAUCUCAUAUUCGGGAGAAACAAUUAGAAAAAGAAACACCAGUUAGUCAACUAGAUUUAUCAGAAGAAGAAAAAGAAUUAAUAAAAGGUUAUAAUUUCCUCACCAGCAAGCCCAUCUUUUUGCUGGCUAAUUAUGGUGGGGAAGAAAAGGAAAUCGCGGAAUUAAGAGAAUAUGCUAAAAAAAAAGAAUUGUCUCUCUUUCCUUUGGCAGUCAAAUUGGAGGGAGAAAUGGAAGAGUUAUCAACCGAGGAAAAAGAAGAAAUGGGUUGA